AAAGAUGUUGCGUAUGUGCGCGCUCCCGCAGUCUUGUGUGAGCGUCGUUGUUUCGCUUUUCACGCCGGGGUGGAGACCCGGAGGAGAAGCGUCGUUGCUUCGCUAGAAACCUUUCCGGCGCUAGGACCCAGGGAAGGAGAGCGGGAAAGAGUCGGAGGGCCCAAGUGGGCGGAGCGAGUGGAAUCCAUGGAUGCUGAGCUGCGUCUCGCUGAGGGUCGCCGUUUGCUCAGGUAACCCGGGCCAGGUGCGUGGCGGGGGAUGCGAGCGAGCUUAAAGGGGUCGCCCAGCGCCCGGUCGGGGCUUCCUCUUCCCCCGGGGUGAACGGCCACGUAGGCGCGGCAGCCUGCGGCUCGGGCGGAGGCGGAAGUACGAGGCUGCAGCCAGGAGAACGCGGGUAGUGGAGAGUUAUAAGCCGAUGAUAUGAAAACAGCAACACGUGAAUGCACGCAACUUUAGCUGCGGGAGCAAGGGGCUCCGCCCUGUCCUCCUCUUGGUCCGUCCGUCCUGGAUCCCGUAUUCUGGGCGCUCCCUUUUUAAGAAGGAGCUCCGCUGCAGAAAGUAAACGAGGCGUAUCGUGGUGGCAGGAAGCGAAUUCCUAAGCCUUUACUGGUACAUCCGCCUGAAAGUUAUUAAAUCAUUCAGAUGUGGGAAGUGCUCAUAUUUUACGUUGGCUUCAGCCUUUUGGAAUUGCAUAGGGAAACACCUUUCCGGUUUCCCAGGGUUUAAUUUUUUUUAGUUGUGACUCUCUUUUUUUAGUGAUUUUGUGCAGUGCUGAGUGGACUGGCUCUACUAAUUUUGUAUGGCUGGCAUCUUAGAAGGUUAUUCCAGAAAAUGGGAGAUCUCCUGACAAAAAUAUGUAACUUGUCCCCUAGGUCUGAGGUUUGUAAUGACAAUUCUUUAAAAGGGGGCCUGAGAAAUUGCAGACUGGUUAGCAUAACUUCAGGUAAACUGUUAGAAAGCACUUUUGCAGUUAGCAAGCAUAUAGAAGUCACAAGUCUCGCUGAAGCAGUGUGGCUCCUGCAAAGAUAAGUCCUGCCUCAUUAAUCGUAUGGAGUAAGUUGAGAAUGUAGGCGAGUGGAUAGAGGUGAUCCAGUAGACCCGGCCUUUAUCAACCUGGAGCCCUCCAGAUGUUUUGGACUGCUGGAUGGGAGUUGUAGUCCCUUGUAUUAUUCUCUGUGGUUUUCCCAUAACUGGCCACUUGUGGGGAAACAGGAUGCUACACCAGAGGAGCCCUGUCCUGAUGCUGCAAGGCCCUUUUGUGUUGAUAGCACUGGGUUUUUGAGUGGUUGCCCUUCUUUAAUUUUGCUUACAGCCCAGCAGAGCUGCUGUCUGCUCGCACACGUGAUCACAAGGUCCCUCAGCGCUCACAUGGCCAGAAGGAUUUCCUCCGCGAUGGAUCGCAAGAGCAAGAGGAGAGGCUGCGGCAGUGCCGGGAAGAACACUGGCAGCUUUUGGAGGAAGAGCGUGUGGAGCGGUUGUACGUAGUGUAAUACCGCAAUAAUAUAGAAUAAUAACAAGCAACAAUUAAAACUGUCAUUUAAAAAAAAGCAUUCAGACAUCAAGGAGAGAUUAAACCACAUUUUGCUUGCAUGUGUUUAAGCCUAAAAACCACAAGAGAAUGGGCUACAGUACAAACCCGUCUAGGGAGGUUGUUUCAGAGCCAGGGUUACUGCAACGGAAAAUGUUCUGUCCCAUGUCCCAGGCAAUAAGUUUAAGGAUAUGGAACAAAGCAUUGGAUGAUGAGCUUUGUAUGGGUGUGCAGGUCCAAGAAGGCAGAGACAGUCUGACAGAUUGCCUGGUCUCAAACCGUUUAGACUGCUGGCCUGACCUAGAGGGUAAAGAAGCUUCAAACAUCAUUUGCCAGGCCACUAUAAGGAAGUACCGUAUAUUGCUGCCUCUGUGACUGAUGAGCACUGCCAGCCCUAUUCUGCAUAUUGAGAGAUGGAAGCAUGUAUACAGUGAAAUAACUGAAUGUGUUAAAAAUGUAGAUUCACAGUGCCUGCUUUCUUUGCAAGGCAAUUUGAAGCUGGAUAGAGAAGCAGUUUUUACAUAAGGAUAUGUACAUAAGUUGCCCCCUGAUCUUUUUUCAAAAGGUUGUGCUUCCAGCUAAGACUAAAAUGGUUUCUUAACCCCUUUUCAGUUAAGGUAACAGGAUAUAAUUUUAUUUAAACUUCUUUUGUAGGGGAAGUCUGGUGGCAGCUGAGUGGAAGCCCCAGGAAGGUAUUGUCGAGCUGAAAACCCCUGCUGUAAGUUGCACUGUUCAUCUUUAUGCUGUUGUUUCUUGCUCUUUAUUUUUUAAUUAUGUAGUGUCCCUACAGAGCCUGGCUUCAAAUAAAAAAAACCCCACCACACAGAGUGGAGUUUGGAUUGGGGUCUAGGCUUUGCCUGGUAUAGCUUUUCCUAUAGCACAGCUCGGUGUGGAAGCUGCUUUUGCAGUGUUCAGCUUGGGAGCAGCCAUGGCAGAGGGCUGGAUUGGUUUUGGAACCUGCUACUCUCCCUGGAGAGCAGCUUCUCUGGUGGGGCUGGCCAGUGCAGCGCUUAGACGAUGUGGCAUUCUAAGCCAGGCAUAGGCAAACUUGGCCCUCCAGAUGUUUGGGGACUACAACUCCCAUGAUCCCUAGCUAACAGGACCAGUGGUCAGGGAUGAUGGGAAUUGUAGUCCCAAAACAUCUGGAGGGCUGAGUUUGCCUAUGCCUGUAAGCAAAAGAUAAGGCAGGAAGGCCGCCACUGUAAUUGAAGCAUGGGACAUGGAUAGGUAGCCUGAGUAAGUAAUCUAGAGCUGCAUAGCUACAAGAAUGUCGUGCAGAGAUCUAGAUGGGGAAGCUAUGGGUAUCCUUAAAUAGCGAUGUGGAAGGUAGAUUGUGCCCCACUGUAAUCUUCUCAAACAGUAGCUUUCACAAAAGGUAGAAGGUGACACAUCCUCAAGCCUCACCUGCAAUUCAUGCCACAGGGCAACAGAUCAGGUUCUCCUCUUAUGUAUAGCCAAAAGCCUGAUGGAGAGGAUAUGACUACAUCACAAAGUACAGAAGAGAGUCUGGAAUAUUUUCCUUAAAGGAUCCAGCCUUUCUGGGCAUGCCUUACCUUGCAGAAAACCAUUUUGAAGGCUUGUGUAUCUGUCUAGAGCUAAUCCUAACAACUGACAUUUUCUUUCCUUGCCAGGGGAAAUUCUGGCAUACUAUGGGUUUUGCAGAGCACGGAAAGCAAUGCUUGCAUCCAGAAGAAGCCCUGUAUCUCCUGGAAUGUGUAAGUAGACCGGGCUUGCAGGCUUAAGAAAUUUUGAUUCCAUGUUUUUAUCAAGUGCUGAGUGGGAUUUUGCACAGGCAACUGCCUUCCCCUCCUCAUUUGUUCUGCAGCACCUCGCAGAAAGGUCUCAAGCUCCAUGAAGCCACCUGUCGCAGAAUAAAUGAUGAUCGUUUGCAAAUAUGCACAUUUAUCUGUGGAGCACAGAAGUAGGAUGGGGACAGAGGGGGAAGGAGAGUGCAGAAUGUGCACAGGGGUAAUCGUGCACUGCUAAGAAGAAUUGAUGUAACAAACCAUGCCUUGUAUUAUUGCCGUAUUCCACCCUAGCUGAAGUAAGGAGAGGAUGUUACUGUGUGCUUAGAAAAUAGCUGGCAUUGCCCCUUUGUGUUUUUAUGGUGCUCAAACCUAGACAGCAUCUUAAAAAGUAGAGACAUCACCUUGCAAACAAAGGUCCGUAUAGUAAAAGCUAUGGUUUUCCCAGUAGUGAUGUAUGGAAGUGAGAGCUGGACCAUAAAGAAGGCUGAUCGCCGAAGAAUUGAUGCUUUUGAAUUAUGGUGCUGGAGGAGACUCUUGAGAGUCCCACGGACUGCAAGAAGAACAAACCUAUUCAUUCUUAAGGAAAUCAGCCCUGAGUGCUCACUGGAAGGACAGAUCGUGAAGCUGAGGCUCCAAUACUUUGGCCACCUCAUGAGAAGAGAAGACCCUGAUGUUGGGAAAGAUGGAGGGCACAAGUGGAAGGGGACGCCAGAGGACGAGAUGGUUGGACAGUGUUCUCGAAGCUACAAGCAUGAGUUUGACCAAACUGCGGGAGGCAGUGGAAGACAGGAGUGCCUGGCGUGCUCUGGUCCAUGGGGUCACGAAGAGUCGGACACGACUAAACGACUAAACAACAACAAGAGAAGGGGUCAAUAUACCCUUGCUACAGUUUGCUCCAUUGUUUUCUGCUGCUUCCGUUGCCUGGUUGCCUCUUCUUGUCACAGACUGAGAGCAGACUCUGUUACACUAGUGUCACCUUCCCCAGUUGGACUCCCAACUCUCAUCACUCCUAGCCAGCGUGGUCAGUGGUCAGGGAUGAAGGGGGUUGUCAUCCCAACAACAUCUGAAUACCUAAGGUUGGGAAAAGCUGCCCUUGUUCUUUGUAAAGGGUAGGCAGUGUGUACCUGUUCCUAUGGAUCUGUAAGCACCUGGGUGCAUGUGUUGGGAUUGGACCAGGUCCCCAAAACCUUCUUGCAAUAGAUGUUAAGGAUCCUAUUCAGCUCAAGUUGGACACACCCUCUGUUCUCCACCUUAAUACAUGCUGUUGCCCUAAAUCCCCAAGAGGGAAGGUUAAAGAAAAAGCAAUGUACUUUUGAGUUAAAAUGGGCUGGCUGGCUCCUGAGACCACAGAAUAUGGUCCCCACAGAGUUUUAGGCAGGCUUUAAUUCCUAAAUGUUAUGCUCCUGUCUUCUAGGGAUCUAUUCAGCUGUUCUACAGAGGCCUGCCUAUGUCAGUUCAGGAAGCCUAUGAGAAUCUGCUAUCCCAGAAGACAGUGAGCCUGAUGAAGUACCAGGUAUGCCUCAGGAUUUGGGUUUGGCUGCAGGUAUUCAAUCUCGUGGAAAAGUCAACAAAGCCCAAGCUCACACGUACGGCACUGAAUUGGAAUGAAUGAAAAUGGUGAGAGUUCUGCAGCAAACACAGAACCACAUUUGGAGACGUAUCAAUCUGUGUUGGCGAAGUAUUUAGUUUCUGAGUGAUGGAAGGAGUUUCUCUCAUUCCCUGGGGACUGGGAGUUGCAUGGAGGUUCAAAGCAAAGAGCCCUGUGCCAAUUUAGUUACCACAAUAUAGUUAGCAGAUGCAUUUACUCUGGCAGCGAAGGAUGUGUGUCAGUAUACUACCAGUGUUUUGGGCUUUCUGUUAAGUAACAUAGGAGACUUAAAAUAUUUUUCACGCUUCAAUAUUGUAUGAAAGCAUAAACAAUAAUCUGCUGUGGUAUCUGAUAGCUCUAUAGCCCUUUUAUUUUUUUAAUUACUUUUUAUAAAAGUUUGUGUGUGUGUGAGAGAGAGUGUGUAUACGCCUCCUCUUUUUCUUUCUUUUCCAUAAUGGGAAGUUAAGAUCUGUGAGUCUGGCGGUAUAUGUUGGCAUAAGGGCUCUUCAGCUGAUUUGUGGCAUUCUCCACAAGGGUGAAUGGUGCCUGUGAUUAUGUUUGGAAGAGAAGUGCAAGCCUCUCUGGCAUCUUACCAGGUGCUGCAGCACAGGCUAUGAGCUACUCUCCUUGUAAAUAAUAAUAAGUGCUUUGGGGUGGCAAAGCAUUAACAUGCAAAGCAAAAUGAGUCACGAUCACUCUGCAAAUAUUGUUUUUGUUUUGUAAUGUGUUUUGGAGAAGCUUAUAUGAUAAAUGUGCCUUUGGCGACAUGGAUCUGAGACAGAUUUUUAUUGUUACUAUUUUAUUUCCUAAAAUUUAUACACCGCUUGAUUGUAAAAACAACACCUCAAAGCAGUUAACAAAAAGAUAAGGCGAUAAAAUCAAGCAAAAUUACAACCCAACUUCAAAACAUACUAAAGUUAAAAUACUAAAACCGAUUAAAAUUACCUCAAGUUUCUAAGCGUCUGGGUAGGCUUGUCUAAACAAGAAUGUUUUUAGCAGGUGCAGAAAGGGGUGAAGGUGCCUGCUUGGUCUCAAUAGGUAGGGAGUUUCAAACUGUUGGUGCUGACACACACACACACACACACACACACACACACCCUACCCCUACACACCUCUGCUGGAGAGGCAAUAGCAGCAGCUGAGCAGAAUGGCUUUCCGUCAUGGGUAAUGUUGAUUCAAGUUUUGUUGUAUGAUCCUGAAAGGACACAAAAGUCAGACUUCAUUUUCAUCCCUGUUUUAAGGUAUUCAGCCACUUGAAAAGACUGGGUUACAUCGUUCUGAGAUUCCGUCCCAGGUAAUUGUUUGAUGGUGGUCUUUCCCCCUCCCUUAGAACACCCUUCUCAAGGUUUUCCUUUAGGCACCCCCUUAGCAUUGCAUGUUGGUUCCUUCUGUCUCUCUCGCACUCCCUCCCUUUUGACACCCCAACCUCCCAAGGUUAGUGCAUACCUUCCCAUCCUUUGGGUCAGUCAUGAGACCUGUAUAUGGAUUUUGCUUCCCACUUCUUCCUUCGAUUUCAAAUGAGUCUGUGGAUUAAUCAGCUGAAGAGCUGAUAACCAAGCGGAAGGGCGGUUUCCUAUCAUCAUUUCUGCGUUGCUAAAAAGGGUUUUGCAUCUAAGAGUGAAUGGCAGGUCUUGGUUUCCAUUCCUCCUUCUCCUUCCAUGGUUCAUUUUACAUAUCUUGCAUCCCUGCAUAUUUUACAAUAACCAUUCAAAUCAAUUUCCCACUAUUACAUCCAUCAAGAAUUAUUAACACUGUUGAAUUUAUCUUAAUGUUGCCAGCGUUUUCAGCUGUACAUGGCUAUUUUCCAUAUACUCAAUAAACAUUUCCCAAUCUUCUUUAAAUGUAUGUUCUCCUUGCUCUCUUAUUCUGUAUGUUAAAUCUUCAAGCUGUGCAUAUUCUGUCAACUUGAGUUGCCAAUCCUCUUUAGCCGGGACCUCGCUCACUUUCCAUUUUGGGGCUAACAAAACACGGGCUGCAGUUGUUGCGUACAUGGAUAACCUUUUCUGACACCUGGGGAUUUCAGUCUGGGUUAUCCCCAGCAGAACGGACUCUGGUUUUCUGGGGGAAAGUAAUUUUAAACAUUUAUUUUUUUUCGGUUCAUCAUAGAUCAUUUCCUAAUCCUCUUUUACCUUUUUACAUGUCCACCACAUAAUAAUUUAUUAUUUAUUAUUUAUACCCCGCCCAUCUGGCUGGGCUUCUCCAGCCACUAUGGGCGGCUUACAACAAACCACUCCAACAAAAUAUUAAAAUACAGUAAUACAUCAAACAUUAAAAGCUUCCCUAAACAGGGCUGCCUUCAGAUGUCUUCUAAAAGUUUGGUAGUUGUUGUUCUUUUUGACAUCUGGUGGGAGGGCGUUCCACAGGGCGGGUGCCACUACUGAGAAGGCCCUCUGCCUGGUUCCCUGUAACUUGGCUUCUCUCAGUGAAGGAACCGCCAGAAGGCCCUCGGUGCUGGACCUCAGUGUCUGGGUAGAACGAUGUGAAAGAAUGUUCCCUCCACCUCUUUACACUUCCAGCACUUAUCUGCUUCUGUCUUGUAAAUCUUAGCCAACCUACUCAGAGUUUAAUACCAUCUUCUGAUUUCCCUUUUAACUCCACAGCACUGUUCCAACGCCAUAUGAGAGGCAGCUGAAUCUGGAUAGCCACUGCCAGGGCACAGAGAGAAGCCGCAGCAAGAGGCGGAGGAGCUCCAGCCCUCGGUAAAACCAUACAGAUGCUGGGAGUGGUGCCCUUGACUGGCUAGCCCUAGGUGGGCAUGUUACUGCAUACUGUGAAAUGUAUCAGUUCUGUUUCUGUCCCGUCCCCCCGGCAAUUUUCAUGUUUGCCACUUGCCACAAUGUAGGGGUGGUCAAUUUGGUGCCCUGCAGAGGUUGCUGGACUCCAGCUCCUAUCAUCACUAAUCAUUGGCUAUGCUGGCUGUGGCAGAUUGGGAGCUUGGUAUCCCAACAUCACCUGGAAGCCCGCAGGUUUUGCACCCAUUCCCAAAGGGUAGGUAAAGGUAAAGGGACCCCUGACCAUUAGGUCCAGUUGUGGCCGACUCUGGGGUUGCAGCACUCAUCUCGCUUUAUUGGCCGAGGGAGCCGGCGUACAGCUUCUGGGUCUUGUGGCCAGCAUGACUAAGCCGCUUCUGGCGAACCAGAGCAGCGCACAGAAACACUGUUUACCUUCCUGCUGGAGUGGUACCUAUUUAUCUACUUGCACUUUGGCGUGCUUUCGAACUGCUAGGCUGGAAGGAACAGGGACCGAGCAACGGGAGCUCACCCCGUUGCGGGGAUUUGAACCGCCGACCUUCUGAUCAGCAAGCCCUAGGCUCUGUGGUUUAACCCACAGCGCCACCCAUGUCAGUGUAAAGAGUCAAGAACUCAAUAAGAGCAGUCAUUGUGUUAGAUAACAGGUGGGGCCUAAUUGAUUCCUUCGAAUACUGUGACCUUGCUAGUUUGUGAUGGUAAAGGAGCAUGCCCAUGUUUUAUUUGUCUGGGGCCUUCAUUAUACAUCUUUAGGUGCCAGGCGAAAACAUUAUAAGGGAAGAUAGUAAUUAGUCCUCCCAGCACACCAGGUCUGAAACUACAAUGUUUAUGAAGGGUUACACAAGUGAAAUGGAUUUUAUAUUUAUAAGAUGUAACAGAGGCCCUGUUUGUAAGGGGGGUAAAGGUCAGCUGCAAGAAUGGACUAACGACCAGUGAAGGAUGAUGACUGGACAUUAAACGAGAUGAUGUGGCUACGGGAGGAAAUGGAUUGACUUAUGUUUGCAAGAGGAGUUGGAAACCUGAUUUUAAGAAAUUGUAUUAAAUUUAAGUAAUUUGGUUUGAUUUGUAAUAAUUUGGAAAUAAUUUUUAAAAAAUAAUUAAAGAAAAAGAAAACAUUCCUCUUCAACCAGGCCUUUGGCUGAUUAAUAUUCUAUGGUCUUUUAAAUAUGUUUGUGGGAGGGGCAUUUUUGUUUUGUUUUUGUUUUAGCUGUUAAUUUUGUGCUUCUAUCCUUUUUUUUAUCUUGUGAACCACCCUGAGACCUUCAGGAGUAGGGUGGUAUAUAAAUAAUAAUAAUAAUAAUAAUAAUAAUAAUAAUAAUAAUAAUAGUAAUAAUAAUAUCAUCACCACCAGGUUCAAUUCCUGGCAUCUCUGGUUUAUUAUUAUUAUUCAUUAAUUUCCCUUUGGUUAGGUUGUCACAAGACAAGAAACCCAAAGCAUCAGAGAAGUCUCAGGAGUGCAGAGAGUCGCCCCAAAAGACCAGGAGGUAUCACGAGAGUUCUAAGCACGCGACAUCUGAUGAUUCAUCCAAGGAAAGCACGAAGGCUUCAGAUCCUAAAACUGCAGUUGUGGAGCCAACCCCAUCUUGUAGCAUCCCAAGAGACGCUCCAGCUCGUGCUCAAGAUGACAAGAAGAGGUCCAGCAAGACCUUUUGUGGGGACCGCAGCGACGUCGCUCCUUCCCGCUGGGAUUACACCACUAUUGCUUUCCCUAACAUGGGUGCCGAUUGCUCGCAGACCCUCCUGGCAGAGCCUGAUAAGAGGCUCCUUCCGGAGAACGUAACGGCCCGGGAGGUUGAUGCAACCCGUUGGCGCAGGAAGCUCAACCAGAAGCACGAGAGGCUGACCCGCAAGGAGCGGGAACAGCUGAAGUGGGAGAGCAGGUACAAAAGCAGCGUCAACGAGGAUAGAGAAGUCCGGCUUUGCUCCACUUGGCAAGAGUAUAAGGCGCUUCUGAAAGAGAGGAGGCGGUGGAAGGAACGGAACCGCCCUGCACACCUCUGGGAGCAGGCGGUCACCCCACUUGUGAAGCCAGACCAAGAACUGUCAACAGGUAUUGUUGAAAAGAGGCUUUGUUCACUUUUGCGGGAGGGUGACGGGCUAGAAUUCAGGUUUCCCCAGAGGCUCCUGAAGGGCAGUUCUUACAUCAGUCCUCUGGACGGAGCAACUCCUUCAGAGGGAUGACAUUCCCAAACAGGCCUAGGACCAGGCCAAGAAAUUCUCCAUUGCAUGCACCUUUCAAGCUGAUGCCUCCAGGGAUGUGAUGCUAUUGGUGGCAAGAACCAUUGGGGCAGAGUGCCUACUAGCUUGGUAACCCAGUUCAUUAUUUCCCCCUUUAUAUUGCCUUCACCGCAUCUUUUUCUGUGCCUUCCCCUACUGCCUAGCUACUUAUUUUUUUUAAAAAAUUUUUUUUAAUAAUCAUAAAUUAAUAAGAAUAAAAAUGUGCACCCCACCACCGAGACUAUUCCAUUGUAACUAUCCAACCUCCCAAAAUUUUAACACCUCUUGUGAUGGUUUGACCCCUUUCCAUUUUAACAGUACAAAUUCGACAAACACCUUCCAUAUCUCCUCAAAAUCAUUUCUCCUUCAUAUUCCCCGUCUUACCUUAAUGGCACAUGUUAAUUUAUCAUUCAUAGCUAUAUCCCACACCUUUUUUUUUUUUUAACCAUUCAUCCAUUUUAUAUUCUGCCUGUCCCUUCCACUUCCUAUCUGUAAUAAUUUGUGCAGCUGUCAAUAAAUUUGUGAGCAAGUCCUUCAUAGCCUGUGAACCUUCCACCCCAUUGUAAAUUGCUAAUAAUGCUACCUCCGGACUUUCGGUCAGCUUUAACUCAGUGAUUUCUGUUAUCUCCUUAAUCACCCUUUGCCCCCCCCCCCAAAGUACAUAUUUAUACCCCCACCACGUCUGAACAUAAUUCCCGGUUUCCUGGCAUCCCCUCCUGCCCGGUUACUUCAAUUAGAAAACCUUCUUGUACUUUGAGAAAAUCAGUACAUGCUCGCCCACCCUCUUUCUAUUUACCAAAUUUGCAUUUUAUUGCUGCAUAGACUUCAUUCUCUUUGCAUGCAACUAUUCUCAUUCACAGAUCCUCUGGGCAGAAGGAGAGGAAGGUGCAUAUAGCUUUGUUGGAGUGGAGGGUGCGGUGGUCAGAAUGAUGAGAAUGCCUAAUCAGGGCAGAUAAGAUCUUUGAAGAACGCAUGCCCCUAAUCCAGACCUCUCUUGUGUUCUUCCCACUAGCGAGUGUGCUCCAACAGAUCAGUGUGUUCCAGCCCUCCCAUAUCCUGGAUGAGGCAUCUCUGUAAGUAUCAAAACUAGAAAGCUGGCCAAAUGCUUUUUAAUCUCUCUUCAGUGGUUCUAGGUGUUAGCAGCUAUUCUAUACUUUGUAUACUGACUUUAAAAUAUUCUACUCCUGAUUUUAAGUUGAAACAUAGCUCAGUUGGUUAGACUCGCAGGGGCCAGCAAACUUUUUCAGCAGAGGGCCGGUCCACUGUCCCUCAGACCUUGUGGGGGGCCAGACUAUAUUUUUUGGGGGGGGGAUGAACGAAUGCCUAUGCCCCACAAAUAACCCAGAGGUGCAUGUUUAGGGAAGUUUUUAAUAUUUAAUGCUGUAUUGUUUUUAACACUCGAUUGGGAGCCGCCCAGAGUGGCUGGGGAAACUCAGCCAGAUGGGCGGGCUAUAAAUAAUAAAUUAUUAUUAUUAUUAUUAUUUAAAUAAAGGCACACUUUCUACUCAUGUAAAAACACCAGGCAGGCCCCACAAAUAACCCUGAGAUGCAUUUUUAAUAAAAGGACACAUUCUACUCAUGUAAAAACAUGCUGAUUCCCGGACCAUUCGCAGGCUGGAUUUGGAAGACAAUUGGGCCGGAUCCGGCCCCCGGACCUUUGUUUGCCUACCCAUGGGUUAGAGCAUGGCACCAAUAACGCCAAGGUUGCAGGUUUGAUCCCUGUAUGGGACAGCUGCCCAUUCCUGCAUUGCAGGGGGUUGAAUGAGAUGUUCCUCAGGGUCCCUUCCAACUCUCCAGUUGUGUGAUUCUGUGGCAGCUCAUGAACUUCGAAUGCUGUUUUAAAUUAUGUGCCAGACACGUGCUUACCAAAGGACUAACAUCCAAACCAACUAAUCAUCAUGGGCAAAGCGCAGUGUGUACCUGAAUGCCCCUGCUUCUUCCAGUCAUAGAAGUGGGAGGAUAUCAGUUGCAAGUUCAGUUCAGAUUUAUCUGCUUGCCAUUCAUCCUUGUCAGUAGAGAACAUCCUUUGAGAGACGCUCUCGUUCAUGAGUCUCAGACGGUGGCAAUGCUUGGAAUACUGAAAUCCAGAGCCUGUGGUUCCAUAUCUGAUAGGGAAGCUUUGUAAUUCUGGGUUGUGUAAAGACUGCAUAAAUCAAGUUAAAGACUUGUUUGCUGUUAAUUGGGAGCAUGCAAAUGAAAUCUGCUAUGUGUGGUGGUUGGGGAGGUGGAUUUCAGAGCCCAGAGGAAACACUGCUGUCUGUUUAAAAGCUAAUGUCUAACCUACCUAGCUGUGGAAUUAAUCUGGAUGUCUGUUAAAGCAGGUAUGGCCAAACUUGGCCCUCCAGCUGUUUUGGGACUACAGUUCCCAUCAUCCCUGACCACUGGUCCUGUUAGCUAGGGAUGAUGGGAGUUGUAGUCCCAAAACAGCUGCAGACCAGACUGGAAGACCAGAGUGUGUCUUUGCUAUCCUUCUGAGUUCCCUGGCCUCAUUAUGAUGCCCACUCUCAACCCCCUCUCCCAGCCAACUCUUUUAACACCUCAAGAAGUUAUGGGUCCCCUUCCCUUAAUUCCACUCUAGAUCCUGCCAAAAUAUGCUGUAGCUAAAGAUGUGCUUUCCUGUUUUUCCCUCCUCUGGUACUUCUCUGUGGGUACAGGAGACCUUUAAAGCUUUGUACUGAUAACUAACCUCCUCAACAGACUGCAGAACGAUACCAGGGAUAUGAAGAUUGAUUUUGAUGUGUAUCAAGCAGAUGUGGCUUCCAGCUUCAAGAAGAAUGACCCUGGGAAGCCUUACGCCCGGAUGUGUGUUCGGAGGUACUAGGCACUCAUCAGUUUAUUGAUCAGCAAAGCUACAUAUUCUAAUCUGCUAAAGAAUUUAGCUUACAGUUUUGUUAUGGAGGGAGCCUAAGCCUGCCUUCAAAAAAGUGGGAGUUAGCUCUAAUGGGUUGCAUUAACAAUCAAUUUUUAGAGUACUGUAGUUGAAUGGUUUGAAGUCCUUAAAAGCAAUGUACAUGCUGAGAAAGUGGAACUCUUCCGCAGUCAGUCACCAAGGAUGCCUGCCUUUAGAGAGGAGAUCGUUCCAGCUGGGCAGCUUCCUGCUGCUGUCCAGGUGUGGGUGUAAGUAUAAGAGAGUCUUCCACCAACCCAAGAGACACACAAGGACUGUCUUGUUAGUAGUGCUCUUUGAUUUGGAGCAGGAACCUGGUUGUGGAGACCAUGUGAGGACUCUGAAUCCCAGCUGCUGAAUUCCCUAGCCCCCUCUAUACUUUCUGGUUCUGUGGCCGAUAUUUUAGCCCAGAGGUUUUCAAUCUCUUUGAGUCCACGGCUCCCUUGACCAACUACAUUCUUUCUGUGGCACCCCUGUGGGGCUCAGGAGCCCAGUUAUAUCACCCCUGGCCUGCAGAGCUGGUAGCCCCUCACCGUUUUUCGAACGCUCUCCCUUGUUGGGUGUUCCCUCAGGUUCCUCUCCUCUCUCUUCUCCUUGGGAGUCCUCUGAGCAGCCGCUGCUGCUGCCCCUGGUCUCUGAGCUCCCCCUCUGUCCAAAAGAGAGGUGCCUCCUCACACUGCCCCACAUGGGCCUGGGACUUACCUGUCCAUUCCCAACAGCAAGGGCUGGCAGACCAGCUGGCUGGGCUCCCUCACCCACUUGCUUGUUUACUCCGAGGCCGCCUUAGCUCCUGGCAGCCAGCACCCCCUGACCAGCCCCCAGCAACAGAGCGCAUACUUGCACUGCCAAUCAAGGGUGUCUUACCCAUAGAGGCUAGUGGCGCGGGGCGCCAAGUUCUGGAGGGUACCAGGGAAGAGGCAGAGCCUCCCGACAUCAGCUCGCCGCCUCCGCCAUGCCACGCCAAAGUAGUGCUAUGCCUGGAGCCUCCGUCUGCCAUGGCCACCAUGGCACGAAGCAGCCAGCUGAGCCAGGAGGCGCCGUGUCCAGCCUCUGGCUCUUCCCCGCUGGAGGAGCCACCCUCCAGACGCUGCCUGCCUCCUCCAGUCCCACCGGCAGCGCCAUCCUCCCUAAAAAAACUCUGGGAAAUGGGGGGGGUGCCGGAGGGAGCUUUGCACCACGGCACCGGAUAUGCUUAAGACGGCCCUGACUGCCAUGGCACACUGGUUGAAAACCACUGCUUUAGCCAAUACUUACUUGCAUGGUUAACAAAAUUCUGUCCCUAAUCAUGAGGGCUUAAAAUUCCCUGGCCCCCCCCCCCCCCACUGAACACAGUACUAGAUUCCCAGGAAUUUACAUAUGUCACCAGACAGCUAGAUCAUGGGAAUACCAGUUUCCCAACCUGCUCCAAGUUAGAUUAUCCAGGAUGUCUUUUUUCAGAAAAUCAUGCAUGUUUGCUGUUGAGAAAGAUAAGCAUCUCUCUCUCUCUCUCUCUCUCUCUCAUAGGUUUGAUGAGCCGAUCCCAUCCCUGAGGGCAGUGAAGCAGCUUGCUUGCCAAAGUGGAGAUGUCACAGUGGUCUUUGCACUAGUAGACAAUGGAGACAUCGCUUUCUACUCUUUCAAGGAAUUCAAGCUGCCUGUGGACGUUCAUCCCUGAUGUUCCUGCUGUCACAUCGGGAAACAUCUUUGGAACUGGUGUGUGUUUUAUACAAAAUAUUACUCAGGACUAUAUAGAAUUUAAUAUCUACCUACCUUGUGUCACCCGUAGAUGCAAUUUUCAUGCAGCAAGAGCCUGCCCAUUUCAUAAAAGCAAAGAGUAGUUCAAACAAAACAAACAUUUCUGGACAGAAACGUGCAAAUGUAUUUUGUUUGGUCUUUGCCUGGACAUGGCAUAGUGGCUCUGCCAAUCUGGAAUGAUUUGCUAGUUAUUUGAUGCCAGGGAAGUGUUUCCAUGAUAAAUAAUGUUGCUCGUACCAUCUGGAAGCCUUGGCAAACAUAAACUCUAGAAACCAACAUUCAGUAUCAGUGAUUCAACAAGUGACGCAGAGCAAGCCAUUACUGCAGGGAUAGCCAAUGUUGUUGGACUGCAACUCUCAUCAUCCCUGACCAUUGACCUCGCAGGCUCUGGCUGAUGGGAAUUGUAAUCUAACAUCUGGAGGACCAUAUUGUCUUUCCCUGUGUUUAUUGCAUGAUGUUCUUUCUAGUCACAGAACAGCCAGUGAAAACCUGAGAAUAGUCUUCUGUGGUUGGGCAGAUAGAUGAUUCUUCAAGUGCUUUCCCCACCCUCUUCAACAGCAAUGAUCUUCCAGAGGAAAGGAAACUACAGAACACGGAGAUCUUGCAGAGAGUCCAUGGAAAAAGACACCACCAGUUUGUGUGUGUGUAUGUUAUUUCCAUAAAGUUAGUGAACCUUUAAUUAUUCAGAGCUGGAGUCAUUAUUACUGAGCUGCCAUACUUCUGCUUUACAGCUUCUCUCCAGGAUGCAAAUUGAUAUUCCCUGUUGAGAAUUAACUGUCUAUAUUACAAAGUUUAUUUAUAACCCUUGCUGCUAUGGAGUUUUUUUCUUCUUCUCCAGAUACCAAAUUUCUGCCUCUUUUUUGCCUAUGAACUUGCUACAGUCGUUGAAGCCAGAAAGCAGUUAUCAAAAAUAAAGGGCCUGUGUGUUUUUUCCUAAGAAAUUUUAGAGGUAGUUUUGUUUAUGAAGGUUGGGGUUUUUUUGCCAAGUGUGGAGGCUAAAGCAAUAAAAUAACAAUUAGGUUUACAUUAA
Molecule: messenger RNA, 15479 nt
Organism: Podarcis lilfordi (Lilford's wall lizard)
Lineage: Eukaryota; Metazoa; Chordata; Lepidosauria; Squamata; Lacertidae
Source: the annotation of a GenBank genome assembly